Messenger RNA from Erigeron canadensis, 3744 nucleotides. Its product is annotated as putative lysine-specific demethylase JMJ16. NCBI's taxonomy places the organism in Eukaryota, Viridiplantae, Streptophyta, Magnoliopsida, Asterales, Asteraceae. Gene Ontology annotation, molecular function: histone H3K4me/H3K4me2/H3K4me3 demethylase activity. Bases 198 to 3485 code for a protein of 1095 amino acids. Gene Ontology annotation, cellular component: nucleus. Gene Ontology annotation, biological process: chromatin remodeling. The record is from RefSeq and is a predicted model, not a curated record. The transcript is spliced from 13 exons.
UGCUUUUAAUGUGUCACAAGAAUAGAUCCAAUCCAAUUCCUUUCACGAGUCAAUCUCAUUUGGUGUUCAUAACAUAAACACAGGGUUGAACAAUCUGGUUUGAUCUGCAUUUGGCCAAAGAAGUUUGACCUUUUUUCAGGGAUUUAAUAAUCAGAAUAAGAAAGAGUCUCGAAUAAGAGUUUUUGUGAAGUCUUAGGAUGGGGACAGAACUCAUCAGGCAUCAUGUUAAAGAGGAGAUGGAUAUUCCUUCAAUUCCGCCAGGGUUUGAGUCGCUUACAGCGUUUUCUUUAAAACGAGUAGAGGAUAGUAAAGUUGCAUCUAGUAGUUCCGUGGCUGCAAGUGUGCCUGAACCACAGCCUGUCAAGAAGGAAGCAGGAUCCGAGCCUAGUGAUGAUGAAAAGAUUAAGAGGUUUGUUAGGCCUAGACCUUGGCUAAACUAUAACCGAGUUGAUAGCAGCUCAGAUGAUGAGUCUGAAUCUGAGCAGAAUCAUUCUUCAAGUGGUCGGAUCCCCAAGGGGGUUAUUCGUGGAUGUGAAGAUUGUAGUAACUGCCAAAAGGUCCUUGCAAGAUGGCAUCCAGAAGAAGCUCGAAAGCCUGAUCUUCUUGAUGCUCCUGUAUUUUAUCCAACUGAAGAGGAAUUUAAAGAUACUUUGAAGUUUAUUUCAAGUAUUCGCGAUAGAGCUGAAGAAUAUGGCAUUUGUCGUAUAGUACCACCGUCAUCAUGGAAACCUCCAUGCCCUCUUAAGGAACAAACUGUUUGGGAAAGUUCGGCUUUUGCAACUCGCAUCCAAAGGGUUGACAAACUUCAAAAUCGGGAUUCAUUGAACCCAAUUUUGAGGCCCAAUAGCCAUAAGAAAAGGAAGAAAAGAAGAUGCAUGAAACUAGGGACUGAUCAACAGACUCAUAUCUCAGACACUGCAGCUCCUGUUGACGUGAUGGUUCCUGAACCGUGUUUUGGGUUUGAACCUGGUCCAAUGUUCACACUGAAAGAAUUUCAAAAGUAUGCGGAUGAUUUCAGGACUCAGUAUUUUAGAAGGAAUGGAACGGCUACAGAUGCAUGCAGCAACCCCGGCAUCCAAGAUCAGUGGGAACCUUCUUUAGACAAUAUAGAGGGUGAAUAUUGGCGUAUGGUAGAGAGACCUACUGAAGAAAUCGAGGUCCUUUAUGGUGCCGACUUGGAAACUGGUACAUUUGGUAGUGGAUUUCCAAAACAAGCGUGCCAGGUGUCGGGAUCAGAUGAAAAGUAUGUUACAUCCGGUUGGAAUCUAAAUAACUUUCCAAGGCUUCCUGGGUCAUUACUCUCAUAUGAGAGUAGUGAUAUAUCUGGUGUUCUGGUACCUUGGUUGUACAUUGGAAUGUGUUUUUCCUCAUUUUGCUGGCAUGUUGAAGACCAUCACCUAUAUUCAAUGAAUUAUAUGCAUUUUGGUGCUUCAAAGAUGUGGUAUGGUGUACCUGGGAAAGAUGCCAUUAAGUUGGAGGCAGCUAUGAGAAAGCAUUUGCCUAAUCUUUUUGCUGAACAGCCCGACUUGCUUCACAAACUGGUCACACAACUCUCUCCGUCCAUAUUAAAAUCCGAAGGAGUUCCUGUUUUCCGCUGCAUUCAGAACCCAGGAGAGUUUAUUCUGACUUUUCCUCGAGCAUAUCAUUCAGGGUUCAACUGUGGCUUCAACUGUGCAGAGGCUGUGAAUGUAGCGCCUGUUGAUUGGUUGCCUCAUGGUCAUAAUGCCAUCGAGCUAUAUCGUGAGCAGGCCCGCAGAACUUCCAUUUCUCAUGAUAAAUUGUUGCUUGGAGCCGCAAGAGAUGCCGUGAAAGCUCAUUGGGAACUUAAUUUACUAAGAAAGAACACACCCGAUAACUUGAGAUGGAAAGAUGUAUGUGGGAAGGAUGGGAUCUUAUCUCAAACACUUAAGGCUCGUGUGGAAAUUGAGCGUGUGAGGAGAGACUUUCUUUGCAAUACAUCCCAGGCUUUAAAGAUGGAAGCGACCUUUGAUGCAACAGAUGAAAGAGAAUGCAGUGUUUGCUAUUUUGACUUACAUCUGUCGGCUGCAGGUUGCCACCAUUGUUCACCCGAUAAAUAUUCUUGCUUAAACCAUGCAAAACAGUUUUGUUCUUGUGCUUCUGGUGCGAAAUUUUUUCUUCUACGCUAUGACAUCAAAGAUUUAACUAUUUUGGUUGAAGCACUGGAAGGCAAAUUGAGUGCCAUCUACAGAUGGGCGAAAUUGGAUCUUGGACUGGCUCUAUCUUCCUAUGUAUCUAAAGAUAAACAAUCUUCUUCCAUUUUUGGAUCACCAUCUAAAGACCCGAGUUCGGUAGCAUCUGUUUCUUUACUGAAAGAUCAAAAUGGACAAGAAAAGAUCCGAGAAUUCUUGAAAUCAAAUGGGAUUUGUGACACGGGUUCAAAAUAUUCAAAGGAAUCAUCAUCACUUGGAUCUAUACAUAAAGACAUUAUACUGCUUAGUGAUGAUGAGGGCGGGAACUCAUCGGCACCACUUAAUACAGGCCACGGAGUUGAAGCUCAAGUGAAAAAAGAGGCUUGUGCGUCCAACCCUGAAAAUCUUUCCAUUCACAAUGUUUUGUCUAAUAAAUCACAGGACCUCAAAACUAUUAAAGGGACUGGUGAUGUAAAUGUGGAAAAUACAGGUGGUGCAUUGCAGCAAAUACCUAAACAAGAGGAUAAAGUGGUAAUUAUUGGAUUAUAUGCAAACUCAAAGACGGCGAAUAACACACAAACUGCAUUACGAGGUCCGGCUGCUACCCAAAAUAGACAGAAAGGUCCUCGAAUUGCAAAAGUGGUUCGAAGGAUAAACUGUCAUGUUGAGACUCUGGAGUAUGGUGUGGUCCAACCAGGAAAGUUAUGGUGUGAUAGUCGUGCCAUUUAUCCUAAAGGUUUUCGAAGUCGAGUCAAGUAUAUAAACGUUUUAGAUCCUACGGAUAUGUGCCACUACAUUUCUGAAAUUCUUGAUGCAGGAAAGAAUCAACCACUGUUUAUGGUUUCAUUGGAAGAUCAUCCAAGCGAAGUGUUCGUUCAUUUAUCACCCACAAAAUGUUGGGAAAUGGUUAGGGAGAGAGUUAAUAAUGAAAUCUCGAAGCAACAUAAGUUGAGGGUAUUAAAUCUUCCUCCUUUGCAGCCUCCUGGGAGUCUUGAUGGCAUGGAAAUGUUCGGUUUUUGCUCACCUGGCAUUUUACAGGGUAUUCAGCUGAUGGAUAGGAAUAGGCUAUGCACAGAGUACUGGGAAUCACGACCUUUUCACUCUCAAUCUCAUGAGAAUGCAUUGUUAAAGCUUCAAGAAUCAAACACUCCCAAUACCGACAAAAAUAAUGGUUUGACAACAGAUGCUAAUAAUACUAUCUCAGGUCUAUUCAAAAAGGCAAAUUUGGAGGAGCUAAACAUGUUUUUAAGUGUUUUGGGUAAUGAUGGUUUGACUGGCAAUCAACAAGGGGUAGCUAAACUUCUUAAUGAAGAGAUUCUUAAACGCACCAGAUGACAAUUAAUAAAGGCUUUUUUGUUAUUUUCACCCUGUAAAUCCUUUGAUCUCAAUUAGGUACCAGGACUAAUACAAUUUUGGUCUUUAUAUUCACCGAAUCUGCCUGUUCGUUUAGGGUUUUUUCGAAGUAGAGAGAAACUGAAUUGUUGAGAGUCAGUUUUUCGUCCCUCUCUCUCUUCCCUUUUUUUAGUGUUAUUUUAGUUUAACAUUCAUUUAUAUAGGUGAUAGAUGAAAUCGAGAUUCAACUUUUUGUGGUUGC